Lolium rigidum is the source of this 1514-nucleotide messenger RNA. Its product is annotated as replication stress response regulator SDE2-like. Lineage: Eukaryota; Viridiplantae; Streptophyta; Magnoliopsida; Poales; Poaceae. Bases 11 to 1363 code for a protein of 450 amino acids. The transcript is spliced from 3 exons. The record is from RefSeq and is a predicted model, not a curated record. Gene Ontology annotation, cellular component: nucleus.
GCCGCGCGCCAUGGCGGAGCCAACCCAGUACCAGAUCGAGGUGCGCCUGCUGGACGGCCACACCCGCUGCCUCCAAUUCCCCACGCCCACCCUCACAGGCUCCACCCUCCUCUCCACCAUCUCCGCCCUCACCCACAUCCCCGCCGCCGCCCUCCUUCUCGUCACCGGCCGCCGCACCAUCACCCCGACCACCACCCUCCACGCCCCCGCCCCCUCCACCCACUUCCCCACCGCCACCGCCCUCCUCCGCCUCCGCGGCGGCAAGGGCGGGUUCGGGUCCCUCCUCCGCGGGGCCGCCUCCAAGGCGGGCCAGAAGAAGACGAGCAACUUCGACGCCUGCCGCGACAUCAACGGCCGCAGGCUCCGCCACGUCAACGCCGAGCGCCGCCUCGAGGAGUGGCGCGCCGAGGCCGGCGACCGCCGCCUCGAGAGGCUCGCCGAGGACUUCCUGAAGAAGAAGGCCAAGGAGGCGGGCCGCGGCGGCGGUGUUCGGGCUGCUGAGGUCGACAAGUACCUUGAGAAGUACCGUAAGGAUGCCGAGAGCUGCGUUAGUGCUGUGGAGGAGUCCGUGCGUGCGUCGCUUGGGAAGAGGAAGGCCAACGAGUCCAAGCCGCGUGAUGCGAAGAAGCUUAAGAUCUGGAUGGGCAAGAAGAAGGUAGCAGACGAUGAGAGCGAUAGUGACAGUGACAGUGAUUUGGAAGAUUAUGAGGUUGUACAUGCAAUACCUCUAGCUCUUGAUGAUGCGCUUUGCUCAUAUGAAUCCAACAAAAGUGAGGAUGAGAAGGUUGAUCUGGCUUCAGUUUCUGGGUCACAUUCAGAAGGAGAGUCCUCAGGUGAAAAGUCCCAGAGCAGUGAUUCGGAGAAAAAUGGAAAUGUUCUUCAGGAAUCCAUGGAGUUAACAAUUAGAUCAGGAUGUGAUUCUGAGUCGCCCACUUUAGAGUCUGAGGGGGGAAUGACGGAUCAGCCUGCUCCUGAGAACACUUCUGAAAAUGGAACUUCUGAGAAUGGUAUUAGUGCUCUUUCAGAAGAAGUUCUCAAAUCUGAUGACAAAGCAGAUGUGGAGAACACUGGUUCGGCUACAUCACUUCUUAAUGACCCUGAGGUGCCUCCAGUAGAAGAAUCUGCUGAUGUAAAUACUAAGUCUCUUCUGCCAGAGGAGCCUGUGGACCUGACAGCAUUCAGUUUAGCUGCAGAAUUGGAGGUGCUUGGCAUGGAGAAGCUUAAGCUGGAGCUCCAGACUCGUGGACUAAAAUGUGGCGGAACCUUACAAGAGCGUGCAGCCCGACUUUUCCUUCUGAAAACAACCACACUGGAUAAACUUCCGAAGAAGCUGCUUGCGAAGCCCAACUCUGGAGGGAAGUGAGUUGUCGUAAUAAAUAACUACUACUAUUACUAAGAAAGCAAAAUACAAUGUCUGAGCUCCUCUGUAUGACUGUAUUUGUUGUAAUGUGAUCAGAAAUAUUUUGCCUUGGCACUGGAAAUUAAUGUGAUCUCUGUAUGUAUUAUGUUUGUUA